Corythoichthys intestinalis (scribbled pipefish) is the source of this 1248-nucleotide messenger RNA. Its product is annotated as troponin I, slow skeletal muscle-like. Gene Ontology annotation, cellular component: troponin complex. Lineage: Eukaryota; Metazoa; Chordata; Actinopteri; Syngnathiformes; Syngnathidae. The transcript is spliced from 5 exons. The record is from RefSeq and is a predicted model, not a curated record. Gene Ontology annotation, biological process: skeletal muscle contraction; cardiac muscle contraction. Bases 125 to 712 code for a protein of 195 amino acids.
AUGAAAAUCUAAUCAUAUUUAUUCUUGUGUUGUAUGAUUAAAUCCAUUGAUUGUUAAUUUUGUUAUCUCAUUGGCUGCCAACGACGGCGAUAGACGUCCAUUUUAAUUCAGUCUAUCGCUGUCAAUGGUGGUCAAUGAGUGGAAAAAGGCACAUCACCUAAUGUAUAUAGCAUUGUCAUUUACCUCUCAGAAAAAAACAAAAUAUUCAGCCACACGACGACUGCACUUGAAGAGCAUCUUGCUGAGGACUGCCGCUUCGAUGCUUUUGGCUGAAAGUGAAGAGAAAAGAGCGACGAGAGAAAGAUUCAUCAGCGAAUGUUUCCCUCUGCCAAAUACCUCAGACUUGUCAGUCCAGGAACUUCAGGAACUUUGCAAAGAACUACACAGAAAGAUUGAUGUGACGGAUGAAGCUCGUUAUGAUAUAGCUGUAAAAGUGGAAAAAAAUGAAAAUGAGAUUGUGUCACUGAGACAUAAGCUUGUCGCCCUGAAGGGGGUCAGGCGACCCAGCUUAAAGAGGGUGAAGAAAAGUACAGAAGACAUGCUAGGCGCAUAUUCGGACUCCUCCAAACUCAUGAAGGCUGAUUUCAAGGCCAACCUUAAGACAGUGAAGAAAGAAGAUGAAAAACGGGAAGAAGUGACGGACUGGCGAAAGAAUGUGGAGGCCAUGUCUGGCAUGGAAGGCAGAAAGAAGCUGUUUAAUGCCGGACAGUAACCAAAUGAUUUAAGAUGAGAGUAUUAGACUAAACUUGAGUUUCAAGGUAUUGCACUGCUAAAUCAAAAUGAAAUGUAUACAUUUUAUAGUUCAUAAUACAAUUAAAUUGAAUUUUUAUUUCAUUUAUUUUAAAGGUUCACACAAGUAUAACAAGUGGCUUUUUUGUUUUAACUCUUUAGACAAAAUUGAUUAAAAUAUCACUACUUUCCUGCUUUGUGUGUUUUUUGUAUUGCCUGGCACGGUUCUUCAUGUCAUAAUUUGAAAUUGAUGAAACAACAUCUUUCGCCAUCGCGAAAUGUAAAUACUAAGAGAAGAAGUCUUAAAUUCAUGAAUAAUGGCUCACAUUGACUUCUGAUUUGCUUGCCGUCCUGGCACAAGAGUUCUAUUUUAGUUGUCCACUCACAGACCACAUAACUUAGGAGUCCUUGAAUGUGACCUGAGGCUCCUCCUGUCACUUCAAGACGGACGCUGCACACCUCAACAGCUUCAUUUGCACACGCACUAAAGGUAUGGUGAGUCAUUGCAGCUCCUCUACU